GUCUUUCGUCGGAGUUCUGUUGUGCUUUGUCAAUGAAUUAAUGUUCUUCCUUUAAAGAGCUAAUAUCAUAUCCAAGCAGAUGACUUGUGAAAUUUUUUUUAGUAAAUCAUGAAUAAGCAAUUUCUAUCAGAAAAUAAUUCCUCACAAGUUGUUUUUAAAUAUUUAAAACAAACGACUAUUCAUGGACAAACUUCUGCACCUCGGGUGGUUCAUCAGCAUGUACUGAAUUUAGUGUUCUCAGAAAAAAAAGAUGAGGUUGAAAAAUUGUCUUGUACUGCAAGAAAAUUAGAAAGACUUCUGCAUGAGAUGCACACAAAUGAAAAAGCUGUUCUUCAAGUUUUUUCUAAUCUUCAAACUCAAAUCCAGGAAGUGAGCCUUAGAGAUUAUGAGAAUGUAAGGAAUUCAAACAGUGAUGCAACGGUUUUGUUAACGAGACUUGUUAUCGAAGAUACAGCUGAGGUACUAAAAAAGUAUAUUCUUGCUUACACUUUUUUCCCAAAGCCAACAGCUGAAAAGUAUGAAAGAAGAAUAUUAAAGCUGAAAGCAAUUGCUUUGGAAUUAUUACAUUAUAUGUGUAUAGAUUUUGAAUAUUUAUCUGUGAAUUAUGCAGAAAAUCAAAAUUUUAUUCAAGCCUUAUUUUCAUAUAUGCAAUACCCUGAGACCUGCUUCCAUGCCUGUCGAAACUUAGAAUGCCUUCUUUUGUCAAGAAGAAAAAUACUAGAUUUAUCGAAUAUAGAAAAUUUAGAAGAAAUUAUAAAUAAUUUUGAUGUGGUUCCCUUGGGAAAUUUUUGUAAGAUCUUAGCAAUUACACUGUCCGAGCUCGACAUGUAUGAACACAAGACAUCACUAUAUGCUCAAACAAAACAAAAGAAGAAUGAAAAUUUUUAUGUGCGUGAUAUAAAUCAAGAUAUCAUUUUGAAAGUUCCAGACAUUCUAAAAAAACUGGUUAAUCUUGCAUGUAUAAAACCUUUUGUGCCCUGCUUUCCAUCCGCCAAUUUGGAAAGUGAACGAUGGAUGCAAUGGAUUGAUGAGCAGUUUAUGAAUGAACAUCUUUUUUCAAAAGAUGAAAGAUUUAUUGGAGGAAUAACUCAGUGGGCUUCAACACCUUAUUUAGAUCGCCCAAUGGCAUCUGUGCAAAUUGCAGCUGAGCUUACAUUUAGGGCAGAUGCGGUUUGUGUUUUAGGUCUGCUAUUAGUUGGACGACGCAGAAAAGAGGUUCAGAAAGAGUUAGCAGAUUUGAGACUCAUUCCACAUUUGUCUGAUGUUUUUGACCAUUUUAUUUGGCGGUCGAAUGCAGGCCGUGAUCACGUAAGGCUUCCAGGUCAUAAUUUUUCCUGUGAAUGUAGCCCAGAAGUUGCGUUAAAGAUACAAGUUCUGAGGUUAAUUCACAGUUUCUGUGAUCAUUCAGACUACAAGCAUGUAAUGCUAUCGUGGAGUGAGUACAGUGAGCUGCAAUCUUUGGAAGAUUCCUGCAAAAGUCCUUCCACUCCUUUAAGGCUUAACAGAGAAGAUAUGUGUGUAGGAAAUAAAGGCCUUUUGACUAAAAUAGUUGAGGUAAUGAAGAAGGAAAGUGGAGCUUCGACAUUCAGGUUUUGGCUUUCUAGAGCCAUAGAGAGCUAUCUCCGAGGCAGCUUUUCUAGUGCAGACCAAGAUUUUUUAUUGAGGAGAAAUUUGUUACAGCAUAUUGUUCAGAAUCUAAUAUCCAGUAAUAACAGGCAUAAGGAAGUCCUUCAGAGCAGCUUCGACUUACUAGGAGAACUUAUUAAAUUUAAUGUCAACGCAUUUCAAGAGUUAAACAACCAUAUGCAUUCAAAUGCAAGGAGAAAAUUGGAAAAUCUUAUGAAUAUAAAUUUAGUUGAUUCCAAUAUGUUCAUUCGCAGUCUCAUCCUGUCAUAUGAGUUGUUUGCAACAUCCGAUGAUAUUGAUUUAAAAGCAUUUGCUGAAAACCAUUGUUAUUUGUUAUCUCGUGUAAGUUUGGUUAAAACUCGUGUUCAUUAUCUCAAGAAGUUGUUAUCUGUAAUAACUAUACAAAAUUUAACACAGGAAAAUGUCAGCUGUCUGAACACAGCUUUAGUGAUAUUAAUGUUUGGACUAAAGAAAGAAGAACUGCCACAAUACUUGCAGAUCUUAGUUUCAAACACUCAAGAAGCUUGUUCCGUUGCAAUGAGUGAUCGUACCGGACCAUUAGACAACUUGAGAGAUUUGCUCCUGUUCUGGCAAGAUCAUUAUUUGCAAAAGGACAAAGACUGUACCAUCCUUGAAAGGAGCUCAAGAAUAUGCUUCCAAGAAUGGAGAGAUACUGUUACAGUACUAACUUCCGAGGACUCAACAAACCCUAAUGCCAUUAGUUUUUAUACUAAACCAUCUGUUUCAUCUAGAGCUUGUUGAUACUCUAGAAGUAACAGAUAUAAUAUAAUCAGGAUUAAAGACUAUUUUUGAUGCUUUACAUACCGUUUGUACAUUGUUUUUUACAUUACAAGGAGCACUUUCAUGAACUCAUUCGCCUGUUUUCAAAGUACAAAAUGGCAUCAAUAUUUUGUAUUGUUAUUGAUGCUUUUCAACAUGAUUGUGGUUUUACUUGACAUAUUCUUCAUUUUCAUGUCCCAAAUAAUGUGCCGCAUGUUUUAGUUGAUGUGUAACCGAUAUUCAGCAAAAUUUCCGCUAUCACAGCUGCUAUACAGAGAAUAUUUAUUAACAUUUUAAGCAGCAAACAGUUUUGUAAUAAAAUCAAGUUUCAUGUUUAGACAUUCAGUUUUUACAUCUUGCUUUUAACUUUAAUAUCUGAUGUUGAACAUGUUUUUCAUAAAGGUUGCAUUGUUUUUCUUGUUUUAGUUUAUAACUAUGUAUAAUGUUGAAACAAAAGUCAUCUGCAACUUUUUUUUUUUUUUUUUUGGCACAGAAUAACUAAUGCUUUUGAAGCAUGUUAUAUCAUUUGUUAACCAUAAUACUUUCUGCGUCAUUUCAAUUUGGAUGGCUUCUUUAAUUUUGUGAAUAAAUAAUUUUUUAAAGGGAACUUUUAAAGCAUGUUUCUCUGUAAUAAGAUUAUUUUCUCCUUAUCUUUUUCAAUAUUCUCUAGCACAAAAAUAUUUUUUCUGAUUCUUAAACUUUGUGAAGAAGUAUGUUCAAUGUGCAAAUACCCAUGCAAGUCCACAUCAAAGCAAAAAAUAUCUUGCAUUGUUCAAGUUAACAUGCCUUUCAUAUCAAAAAUUCUAUCUGAAGCAAUAAUUUGUUGUGUUACUUUUGUUGUGAUAUCCAGCAGACAAAGUUAUAUGUAAUAUAUAGGGUUAUUUGUAAUUCCCUCAUGUUUCAAAGUGCUAUUAUGAAAACAAUACUGAGACAAACAUGCAAAAUAAUAAUAAUAAUAAUAAUAAUAAUAAUAAUAAAAAAUAAAAUAUUUGAAAGAAUACAGAAAAGAUACAUGAAUUAUUUAUAUAUUUGACAGGUAUUCAAUGUGUGAACUCUUUGUCACGCAACAUACAUAAAUGUGGCAAUCUAGCUCCUGCUAAACUUUACUCAACAUAGCACUACCAACAUUAUUGAUGGCGUGUGAUAUCCUCCAUUCAUGCAGUUCUGCCAAAUUAAGUGACAAAUGGGGUGUGAAAACUUGGUCUUAUAUGUAACACUACCACAAUCAAAAGAAUAGAAGGAUGACACACACAUCAAUAAUGUUUAUUGGAGUACCACGUUCAGUAAAACUUUGCAGAAACUGAACUAUUGCACUUAUGUAUACUGUGUGACUAAAGGUCCUCAUAGAAGACCUGUACAGUAAGUAAAUAAAACUUGAAUUUUUUCUGCACUCUUUCAAAUGUUCUUUUUUGCUGUAGUCAUCUUAGUGGUUUUUUUUUUUUUUUUUUUUUGAAAUCCCAAAAGGAAUUAUAAAUAACCCUGUUUUUUAUUUACCAAAGAGGAAUUUAUCAUUUGCUGUUGAUUCUGGCUUGGGGAAAUUUUGUAUUGUAAUCGGUAAUCUAGCUUUCAGUUCAUUUUAGUGUCAGUUUAGCUGUUUCAUUUUGGUUACAGAGUAAAGAAUCAUAUGUGAUAGACACAGAAUUCAGGACAGAAAUAUCUGGUUGCUCUUUAAAAAUCCCAAUUCAAAUUUAGUUCAAAAACUUUAAGCAUAAAAAAACAACUUACAUUAAUUUCAGACUUAUUAGUUUUAAUAAUGAUGCAAAAAUAGGCAUAUGCAGUUUUUUUGACUUUUGAAAAAUUUUCAUCUUGAAGCACAUAAUGAAUUAAAUGUUUCAACCGUAUUUUCCAUUGCUUUGAAAAACUGCCGAAGAUUUUGCAGGUGACUCUUCAGCACAACCACUGAUAAGUAUUAGAAGCAUUUUUUUAAGUUACAGCAAAUCAAUUGUUUUUCCCUGCUCCUGGUGUAUCUUCAGUAAAAAGUAUGCCCCACAUCAUCAUCAUUUUUUGUUCUCAACAAUGCUUAAAAACCAAGUUAAAUUGCUCAAUACUUUUCUGUUGUUGAAACCAGCUUGAGUAUGGGAAGUCAUUUUCAUCUUCAAUGCCACCAUCACUUCUGUCAAUCCAUCCAGCCUUCUUGUAACAGUUUUCAAUUCCGGAUUGAAUAAUGUUUUAACUAAGCAUAUGUCUUGAAGCGUCGAUUGUCAAUAACAGAUAUAUCUUUUUCCAUUCCCUCUAGCAUUAUAAAAAUCAUUUAUUUUCCUUGAAGACAUUCGAAACUGCAAAUGACUUUGGUAAGCACUGAGGUUGAGUUUGGUGGUUGAAAAAUCAAUAAUAAUAAAAUUCUGCUUUGUUGUUGGUUAUGUCUGUUUGUGUUGCUUGAUAUUAUGGUAAGAGAUAUAUUUUCAUUUAUUUCAUUGUUAUUAUUACUAUUUUUCUGUCAUUUUAUGUUUCCUUUAUUAUUUCCUACCAUUAUUCUGAGGAAAAUAAAAGAAUUCAUUCACUGAAAACGUGUACUCUCACAUUUUUAUUACGUAGUACCAAACAAAUUACUCCAUAUCCGUUAUUAUAUCUAAAAUCCCAUUAAAUGCAAGCUUGUUACUGGUAUAACUGUUAUACAAUAGUGCAUUAGUGAAAUGUACUAUUAUUUUGAUUCCCCAAAGCAAAGUUUAUGAUGAAUUACACAAAUUCUUUUAUUUAUUUUUUAUUCAUUUGUUUCAAGCUGUGUGAGAGAUCUGUGAAAUAAGUUCUUGAGUUAGUUGGUUAAUGCUGCUGUGUACAAAGUGUACAGUUUUAUGUAUUAAUGCUAUUUUUGACUUCAUUUGUUUAUUUGUGUUAUUUACUUUCAGAGUUUAAGUGUAUUGUUUGAACAUAUGUUAUAUUAAUUUAAGUGCAUAAUUUAAUUUAAAUGACUCUCAGAGGGUAAUUAAUAUAAAUACUAAGUAUGUUUUAGAAGGAAACAACUCUGAAAAGGAAUGUUGUUCUGAAAUGUGUGAUCAUUACUUGAAGUGCUUAUUAUUGCCUAUAACAAUAGUUUUGUAUAGGCUAUUUCAAAAUCUUGAUUAAGAAAAAAUCAAACGUAAAAAAGUACAUAUAGGGAACUUUUAAUAUUUAUGCACAAAUUCAACUACAUUAAAUUUUUUAUAAAUGAUUUUUGUUUCAGAAUUGGUAAUUAAUAUUCUUGUAAUGAAGCAUAAAUAUACCAUGUGUAAAAAAAAUUCCUACAACUUCACGAUAAUAAACAAUACUUUGUGAUAAAAGUAAACAAUAUUUCAAAGGAAGGGGGUUAGAGGAGGGAAUUCAUCUGCAUCAUAAUCGCCUUUUUUUUUUUAAAGUAAGUAUUAUAGUAAAUAAAGUAAACAAUAUUUCAAUUCUUUAUAAAAUCUUUAUUUUAAUUUGCUAGAAAAUUAAAAACUUCAAUUUUAGUUUUUAAAGUAAAACAAAAUUUUUAGAGUAUCCUUUUUUCCUUAAUUCUUGUGAAAAAAUUUCUUUUUUUCCCUUAGUUAAAUCUUAUCAAUGAAAGUCGUAUUCUUCAAAGUGUUUUUACUUACUUUAAAGGAGUCUUUAGUGAAUGGUAUAUAAAACUGUUUUUAAAGUACUAAACAAUAACUAUAAUGAUUUGCUUUUCAUUUUUUUCUCUCAAGAUUUUUAUAGUAAUGUCUACUUCAGUAAAUGUACAUCCAUUGCAUUUUCAAGGAGAUAUACUUAAACCAGAAAAAAUUUUCUUGAAUUAUAUAAGAAAUUGAGAAAUAAUUGCAGCUUUAAAUUGAUGUGAAUUAAAGGAGCAAUACUGAUUGAAAUUUUUUAAGAAAAGAAUUAUGUUACAUUUGGUUUGUAUAAGGAUUAUUUUAAAUAAACAUUUUAAAUGAAGUGAAACAAAUUUUAAAUAUAAGAGCAACGUUUUGCACGAAAAAGAAGGCAUAUAGGAUUGCACAUUAUGUUUCAGCCCUUUCAUAUUAUCUCUAUUUGGGUGUAUCAUUGAUUAUUAUUGUCAAAAAUCUAACCCAGAUAUAAAUUUGUAUAUAUGCUGAGUUUUUCUCAAAUUACAAUAUUAUUUUGGGCAGGAUAAAUAAUCAAAUUAAGCAUGGCACAAGUCACUAAAUAAGACAAUGGUUUGUGCUUUACUUACUUUAACUAUUUGUUUUUCUUCUUGUGUUAGUUCAAAGAGUCUUUAAUCAUCUUUCUUAUAUUAGCACUGUGUAUAUAAAUUAUAACAUUUCAAUUUUACUAGUAUGAUAUAAAAUUGAAUUCUUUGCUCUCCACUAUUUUUAAAUACAUUCUGUGGCAUUUUAAUUUUUUAAUAAAUGUUUUUAAGUUUAAAAAAAAAUCAUUCUUCUGUAUAGUACUGCAAAUAUGUUAAACAAAUUCAUUUUUCUAUCAUCUAUGCAAUGUGUUUAAAGAUAUUAGGUAUCAAUGCAAUCUUUUUAUUUAUUAAUUCUGAGAUAAAAAUCAAGUAUGUGCAAAAUGGUUGCAAAGUUUUGUGUGCAACUGAAAUCAUGUGUUUUCCAUUCUUUCUUUUUUUAAUAAAAUUGUU
Molecule: messenger RNA, 6937 nt
Organism: Uloborus diversus
Lineage: Eukaryota; Metazoa; Arthropoda; Arachnida; Araneae; Uloboridae
Product: short transient receptor potential channel 4-associated protein-like
Exons: 23
Coding region: 109-2388 (759 amino acids)
Biological process (GO): ubiquitin-dependent protein catabolic process
Cellular component (GO): Cul4A-RING E3 ubiquitin ligase complex
Molecular function (GO): phosphatase binding
Source: RefSeq, a predicted model, not a curated record